UCGUCUUCUUCCCGAUCCCUUGAAAAGGGCUUUUCUUCAUCUCUCUCUCUUCAAUCUGCGUCCUCUCUCUCUCGCUCUGUUUCUCUGCAUCGUUUUGUUUAGUUCAAAUUCAAUAGCUUGAGAUAUCUCUGAGAAAAGAAAGAAAGAAAAAUGGAGUCAAAUCAGAGACGAAAGAGCGGGAUUAAUCUCCCACCUAAAAUGUCGGAAACCACAUUGCGUCUCCAAUCUCCCACUCUUCGAACACCCACAAAUUUACUUCAAUCCCCUCGUACAAUGUCUCCUCGAACAAUCUCCAAUUUAUCCCCUUCCCCCUCUUCAAAAUCAUCAUCAGCCUGUAGCGACAGAUUCAUCCCUUGCAGAUCAUCUUCAAGGCUACACACUUUCGGUCUGAUUGAUAAAACAUCACCAGCCAAAGAAGGGGGUGGAGGAGGAGGAGGAGCAAACGAGGCGUAUACCAGGUUACUUAGAACUGAACUCUUUGGAUCUGAUUUCGGUUCUUCAUCUCCUGCAGGUGGUAGAUCUCCUAUGAGUCCAAAUCCGAACAUGUUACGGUUCAAGACAGACGUUUCAGGACCUAGUUCACCAUAUUCACCAUCUUUAUUAGGUAACGAAAAUGGGUAUUAUAAUUCAGCCGAAUCAACUCCACCAAAACCACCUAGAAAGGUCCCUAAAACACCUCAUAAGGUUCUUGAUGCUCCAUCUCUUCAAGAUGACUUUUAUUUGAACCUUGUUGAUUGGUCUUCACAAAAUGUAUUAGCUGUUGGAUUGGGUACAUGUGUUUACUUAUGGACAGCCACAACAAGCAAAGUUACAAAAUUAUGCGACUUGGGACCUAAUGAUAGUGUUUGCUCUGUGCAAUGGACAAGAGAAGGAUCGUACAUAUCAAUUGGCACAAGUCUGGGUCAAGUGCAGGUUUGGGAUGUGAGUGAAUGCAAGAAGAUUAGAAGCAUGGGUGGACAUCAAAGUAGAACAGGGGUUCUAGCAUGGAGCUCAAGGAUAUUAUCUUCAGGUGGUAGAGACAGAAACAUUCUUCAUCAUGAUCUUCGAGUACCUAAUGAUUUUAUAAGCAAACUAACUGGACAUAAAUCUGAGGUAUGUGGAUUGAAAUGGUCAUAUGAUGAUCGAGAGCUUGCAUCUGGAGGGAAUGAUAAUCAGCUUCUGGUUUGGAACCUGCAAUCACAACAGCCGGUUCUAAAACUAACAGAGCAUACAGCUGCUGUUAAGGCCAUAACUUGGUCUCCCCAUCAAUCUAGUCUUCUGGCUUCGGGUGGUGGAACAGCUGAUCGAUCAAUUCGGUUUUGGAAUACUUCAAAUGGAAAUCAAGUCAACUGUAUUGACACAGGAAGUCAGGUAUGCAAUUUGGCAUGGAGUAAGAAUGUAAAUGAGCUUGUAAGCACACAUGGGUAUUCACAGAAUCAAAUCAUGGUGUGGAAAUAUCCAUCAUUAAACAAGGUUGCAACUUUAACUGGUCACAGUUUGAGAGUACUUUAUCUUGCAAUGUCACCUGAUGGACAGACAAUAGUGACUGGGGCAGGAGAUGAGACACUGCGGUUUUGGAAUGUUUUUCCAUCAGUUAAAAAAUCGGCGGCUGUUAAGGACACAGGACUCUGGUCAUUGGGAAGAUCUCAUAUUCGAUGAUUUGUUUUCAGAUUCUUCUUCUUCCUCUUCGUGUAUAUUCAGAUUCAUUUUACCAUAUCUAUUUUCUUCUUCUUGUUGUUGUACACUCCAUACACACAUAAACAGAUAGUAUUAUUUUCAUGUCAAUAAAAGAUAUUCAUGUUUUUGGGAUUUUCUAUCA
Impatiens glandulifera is the source of this 1798-nucleotide messenger RNA. RefSeq names its product protein FIZZY-RELATED 3. NCBI's taxonomy places the organism in Eukaryota, Viridiplantae, Streptophyta, Magnoliopsida, Ericales, Balsaminaceae. Gene Ontology annotation, cellular component: anaphase-promoting complex. Gene Ontology annotation, molecular function: protein binding; ubiquitin ligase activator activity; anaphase-promoting complex binding. The transcript has 9 exons. Gene Ontology annotation, biological process: positive regulation of ubiquitin protein ligase activity; anaphase-promoting complex-dependent catabolic process; positive regulation of anaphase-promoting complex-dependent catabolic process. The record is from RefSeq and is a predicted model, not a curated record. The coding region runs from base 151 to 1638 and encodes 495 amino acids.